Messenger RNA from Antechinus flavipes (yellow-footed antechinus), 886 nucleotides. It is a transcript of the gene PQBP1, whose product is annotated as polyglutamine binding protein 1. Lineage: Eukaryota; Metazoa; Chordata; Mammalia; Dasyuromorphia; Dasyuridae. The record is from RefSeq and is a predicted model, not a curated record. Gene Ontology annotation, cellular component: cytosol; plasma membrane. The transcript has 6 exons. The coding region runs from base 201 to 818 and encodes 205 amino acids. Gene Ontology annotation, molecular function: lipid binding; protein binding.
AGCCACGGUGGGGGGUGGGGAAAAGGCCGAGGUGGAAGUGACGUCACCGCGGCGACUGGACCCGGUAGCUUCUCCCCUAGAACGCAGGCAAGAAAGGCCGGUCCCUCUGCGCCACCUCUGUUCUACCGGGCUUGAGUGGGCGGACCCGCCGAGCUCCCAGAUCGCCCCGAACGAACGAACAGCAGUCGCGAGGCCUAGUCAUGCCGCUUCCGGUGGCCCUUCAGUCCCGCCUGGCCAAGCGCGGCAUCCUCAAACACAUGGAGCCCGAGCCAGAGGAAGAGAUCAUCGCCGAGGACUACGACGAUGACCCCGUGGAUUACGAGGGGACCAGGAUUGAGGGCCUGCCUCCCAACUGGUACAAGGUGUUCGACCCAGUCUGUGGCCUUCCUUACUACUGGAAUGUGGAGACCGAUCUCGUGUCUUGGCUGAAUCCCCAUGAUCCCAGCUGUGUCAUCACCAAGGCAGCCAAGAAACUCAGAAACAACUUGGAUCUAGAAGAUAAGAUGGACCGCGGCUAUGACAAGUCGGAAAGGGAAGAGAUGAAGGAACGGCGGUAUCACCGAAGGGAAGAGUUGGCCCCCUACCCCAAGGGCAAGAAAGCCAGCCGGAAGGAUGAAGAAUUGGAUCCUAUGGACCCUAGUGCCUAUUCUGAUGCACCUCGGGGUACGUGGUCUACGGGUCUCCCCAAACGGAAUGAGGCAAAGACAGGGGCCGACACGACAGCAGCCGGGCCCCUGUUCCAGCAACGGCCGUACCCCUCUCCGGGGGCGGUGCUUCGGGCCAAUGCUGAGGCCUCCCGGGCCAAACAGCAAGACUGAGACGGCCUGCCACCAGCUUCCCCAGACCUCCCCGACCCUUGUGUUCGUAAUAAAACGUUUCCUCUCGA